Botrytis deweyae is the source of this 3783-nucleotide messenger RNA. RefSeq lists its product as uncharacterized. Gene Ontology annotation, cellular component: cytoplasm; exon-exon junction complex. Gene Ontology annotation, biological process: nuclear-transcribed mRNA catabolic process, nonsense-mediated decay. Lineage: Eukaryota; Fungi; Ascomycota; Leotiomycetes; Helotiales; Sclerotiniaceae. The transcript is spliced from 7 exons. The record is from RefSeq and is a predicted model, not a curated record. The coding region runs from base 1 to 3783 and encodes 1260 amino acids. Gene Ontology annotation, molecular function: RNA binding; protein binding.
AUGGAUCGCAAGAGAAAGCGCGAACUGCGCGACUUAAACACUCGCGCUUGGAAUGGCGAGAAAGACAUUUAUGCCGUGAACAAGUCACUAGACUCAUCGCUCAAGAAGAAUACAGCCUUCAUCAAGCGCCUUCGAACCGCAAUUUCAGCUGCGACCCUUAGCACCUUCCUACAAGAAAUUCGAACCCUCAGCCUACACAAAUAUCUCUCGGAAAUUAUAUCAGCUUGUUAUGAAGGGCUUUGCAGACUCAAGUCGCCGGGAGAGGUUGAGGCGGGUGUAGAAAUUGUCAGCGCAUUACAUCAGCGUUUUGGGCCGGCAGAAUUUACGGAGUUUCUAGGAUGGUUGGUAGGAAAAGGAUUGGCUACACCCGAAAAGUCGUUAUUGAAGAGUCUCGCAGCCGAAGCCCGGGAGAAGGAAGAAAAGGAGCGGAUUGUACGACAGAGAGUACUUUUGAGAGUUGUCACCGAGUUGUGGCUGGUGGGAGUUUUGAGAACGUUGGACGAUGUUGCUCGACCAGAUGACGCAUCUCACGGCAAGGAGUCUCUUUCGGGAUCAUCGAACAAGGCACCAGAUACUAAAGCGAAACCGAACGGGGCUGGAAAGGGGGGAGGUGCGGAACCGUUUCCUCUAGAAGUUCUCAAGGAUCUUCUGGGCCAUGAUAGGGAUCAUGCAAACUUGCCCUUACUGGUAAUUUUUGUAAAAGCAUUUGGUUGGGACAUCCUCGGUGUCAGAGAAGCCGGAUAUGAGGGCAGAAAAAUUGUGGAGGAAGACGGUACUACGAAGACGACGAACGAUGCCACCGAAGGUGAAGGUGAGAAUGAGGACGGCGACGAGAACGAUUCGGUGGAAGUGACGUCACCCUUAGUGGACUCGACCGAAGAUGCCCCUCUUGCUUCACCUGAACUCCAGGAGCGUUUCCGCAAUAUCCUCAACCGCUAUUUUGAAGAUGUCAAGGCGCACAUUAUUCGCGAUCAAAAGGCUAUUGCUAAACAGGCCCGCAAAGACUCAGAAGCAUAUGUCAAAUCUGGCCAAUUGUUUGAGGAUCGCCAGGCAAAUUACGAGAAGGCGCUUAAAGGGCAAGAACGACUUGUAUCAAACGCUCAAGUUCUCGCAGAAUCCAUUGGCGCAGAAAUGCCAGAUCUCAAGGACUCCGAUGAUUCUUCGGCCUUAGGCAAUGGAGGCAUUGGGCUUGUGAAGGCUGGCGAUUAUCUGAGAGGGGAGGGUGAGGGCGCAGGUAUCUGGGAGGACGAAGAUGAGCGAAGAUUCUACGAAAAUCUGGUAGAUCUCAAAGGAAAGGUCCCGGGUAUGCUCCUCGAAGAUGGUAAAAAGAAGAAAACAGAUACGGACGAGCAAGUGGGCAAAAAGGUCGACACCUCCGAGACGAUUCCCUCGGAGACCACUGCGCCCACAGCAAAGACUGCAGAUGAUGAUCAGUCUACAGCCAUCGCCAACAAAACCAUUGGUGCCCAGGUCGAUGCAUUGCUUGCUAGACUCCCUGAUCUUACAAACAAAGACUUGAUUGACGAGGCUGCUAUUGAUUUCUGUUUCUUGAACUCCAAAGCUUCUCGUAAUCGUUUGAUCAAAGCUGUGCAAGAGGUUCCUAAGGGCCGCAGUGAUCUUCUGCCAUCAUACUCAAGACUAGUAGCAACACUGGGAAAGUACAUGCCUGACAUUACCAAAGGCUUGGUUGACCACCUUGAUCAAGAAUUCCGUAGCCUUCAACGUCGCAAGGAAAAAGAAUUCUUAGGCCAAGCCCGACUAGGAAACAUCCGCUACUUAGCUGAACUGACCAAAUUUGGCGUGGUUCCUGAGCAUGUUAUAUUCCAUUGCUUGAAAGUCAGUCUUGACGACUUCUCACGGAUGAAUAUCGAGAUUAUAUGUAACUUGCUAGAAAACUGUGGCCGAUACUUACUUCGCAAUCCAGAUAUGUCCCCUCGAAUGACAUCCUUCUUGGAAACACUGAAACGCAAAAAGUCUGUCCAACAUAUUGGCCAACAGGAGCGGAUGCUGAUCGAAAAUGCCGUUUACUAUGUAGACCCACCUCUACGACCAACGAUCCAGCAAAAGGAGAGAACUCCAAUUGAUUUGUUCAUUCGCAAGCUUGUCUAUUCUGAUAUGACUACACGAAACUAUGCUAGAAUUAUCAGGUCGAUUCGUAGACUUCACUGGGAAGAAUCGGAGGUUGUCACUAUUCUCGAAAAAGUCCUCUCCAAACCCGGAAAGGUGAAGUAUGGUAACAUUUAUCUUUUGGCAAUUGUUACAAGCGCUCUAUUCCGUUACCACCAAGGGUUUGUAAUCACAGUCAUUGACAAUGUAUUGGAAUACAUUAUUGUUGGUUUGGAGCAAAAUGAUUUCAAGUUCAAUCAACGUCGGAUUGCAGAAGCCAAGUACCUUGGGGAACUGUACAAUUUUCGAAUGGUGGAUCAUCCUGUCAUAUUUGACACAAUGUACCGUAUUUUGACAUUUGGUCAUGGUGGACCACCUGUGCCUGGUCGCAUCAAUCCUUUCGAUAUGCCUGAUGACUUUUUCAGGAUUCGUCUUGUAGCCAUUCUAUUAGAAAGUUGCGGCGUUUUCUUCAGUCGUGGUGCGGCAGGAAAGAAGCUUGAUUAUUUCUUGUCAUUUUUCCAGUACUACAUCUACACAAAAGAUCCUCUCCCUAUGGACGUUGAAUUCAUCGUCAGUGAUGUUUACGCGGCCACAAGACCUCAAUGGAAGCUUGCUUCAAACAUAGAAGAAGCUAGUCGUGCGUUCCAAUUGGCCAUGGCCCAGGAUCAAAAGACUGCUGGCAUCGAGAAGGUUGCUGAACCAGAGGAGCCUGACAGUGAGGCAUCAUCAGAUGAAGGAGACGCAGGCAUUCCAGAAGGAGAUGUCGACGAUGUUUCCCUAGAUUCGGAAGAAGAAACGGAAAUUGAUGCUAAUACCGACAACUUAACAUCACCAACAGGAAAUGAAUCAGAAGAAGAGAAUUUCAAAGUCACUCGCCAGGAAGAAGAAAUCGACCCCGAAGAUGAAGCCGACUUCGAACGUGAGUAUGCUAAAAUGAUGGCUGAGAGUCUAGAUUCCAGAAAAUUUGAACGAAAAGCGACCUUCGAUGUCCCACUUCCCAUGAGACGCAAAGACCGUGAAGUCGCAAACCCAAGCGAAUUGCCUAAAGAGACUACCUCAGAAAAUGGUCCAUCCAGUGGUACAAUGGCAUUCUCACUCUUAACAAAGCGUGGUAAUCGACAACAGACUCGAACGGUAGCCCUCCCUUCAGACUCAAACUUCGCAAUCGCUAUGAAAUCACAACAAGCUGCCGAGCGCGAGGAGCAACAACGCAUCAAGAAUCUAGUUCUGAAUUAUGAUCUCAACGAUGGCGAAGAACAAGAUGGUGACUCUGCACUGCAACCCUUACUCCCUAAUCCCAAUAUUCACACUUUCACUUCAGGUUUCGAUAAAAAUGCCUCUACAACGUUCUCCAGAUCUGACAAAUCUGGUAGUAACCGUAGUGGACAGAGGUCAAGAAAACUACAGCUUAGUGAUGUUGAUUGGUAUGGUCCCCCAAAAGAGUCUUCUCAGAUUCAAACUCCAGGAAAUGCCCUAAAAGAAGAGAAUCGUAAAGCCCGGAAUAUUCCUGAGUUGGACGUUGGGAUAACUUCAGUAUCUACGCGAAAAGUUUCCAAGUCAUGCCCAAACCUCACUGUUGAAAGUAGCCCAAAAGAUAAAGGUUCCCCCCAAAAGGAAGAGAAUCUGCCAAUGAGAGAUACGCCUGGAAGUAUUUCCAAGAAGUUCCGUCCGAGAUAA